UUUGGUAAAAGCGCAUAAAACAAUAGCGACAAUCAUAAGUUCCGUGCCAACAACAGAGAGAGAGAGCGACAUCCUGUGUGUACGUGUGAGUAACAGAAAAACCGCCAACUGCUGCACCAAACGAGCAGCCGUGUGGCCGUGAAAUUGUUGUGAAAAUCAGACGCUGUUGUUGGCUGCAUACUGUAGGCAGCGAAAGCCCCGGUGUGAUUGAGCCUGGGCUGUAAAGAGGUAUUAAAACGAGUGUGUAAAGUGGAGCUCGAUCGUACAAGAUUUUCUUCUUGCUCAGCACCAACAAAUAUAUAAUCCAACAAUUGCCCAACAAUGUACAUGUACGAUCCACCGAAGAAAAACAACUUCACAUCCGUUGAAGAAUUCCAGGAGGCAUUCAAUCUGUUCGAUAAUCGUGGCGAUGGUAAGAUCCAGCAGCAGCAGAUCGGUGAGUGCUUGCGAGCACUUGGCCAAAACCCGACCGAAUCGGACGUGAAGAAGUUCACCAUGCAGCUGAAACCGGACGAGCGUGUAUCGUUCGAAGUGUUCCUGCCCAUCUACCAGGCCAUCUCGAAGCAGCGCACGGCCGAAACGGCGGACGAUUUCAUUGAGGGCUUGCGUCACUUCGACAAGGACGCCAGUGGUUUCAUUUCGUCUGCCGAACUGCGCCACCUACUGACAACGCUCGGCGAGAAGUUGGGUGACGAUGAGGUAGAGCAGCUACUCCAAAACCAGGAGGACUCGCAAGGAAACGUCAACUACGAAGAGUUCGUUCGGAUGGUGAUGAGCGGCUAGAAUGAUCAUUCCCAAGCGCAUUUGUGGUGAUGUUUUGUGACGGUACCAUUCUGUUUUCUCGACAGCCCGUCAGUAGCGGGAAAUCUGGCCAAACACACCGAAAUGCGAACCACUCACACAUCAACCACACGUACUAAUCAGAGAUAGACUUACGGAAGAGUAUCGUUUACUUAAGCUACUUAUGUUUCCAUUCCGGCAACGUUCGUUCAUGACGAUGUGUUUUGCAUCCCCGGAGUAUGUGUGUAUGUGGGAACGCGUAUGCAUGACGAACCGCGCUUAGCAGACAUUGCAUUUUUCCUUUCGACACUUUUACUGCAAGUGUAGAGAAGGGUAGGGCCAGCAUUGAGAAAAACAUGAACAAUAUUUUUGUUUUGCUUUAACCAUAAUCGCAAACAACUGGAACCUUUUCGUUAAUUUUUUUUGCUGUGUAUGUGUGAUAAUGCACAAAACAAGGGAGGAAUUUGUGUUUGUGUUUUGAUGUAACUUUCUUUAACGCUAGCUUUUCGUUACGUCCCCAAAAUUUGCCGGAUAAUAUGAGCUAAACACGAGCCUAGUAUAUAGUGAACGGUAAGGGAAGGAUCUAGUGCAGGAUUAAACGUGCGUUACCGUGGGUACACAAGAAUGUGUUCACUACGCGAGCGAACCGUUGCGACGCGUGUGUCAAAGUAUUAAGCCAAUCUUCCCUUUCCCGAUGGACAGUACAGUAUAUACUUGAGUCAUCCCUUUUGUUUGUAUCGAAUUUAGGUGUAUGUGUAAUCAAGCACUAGGAUCUUCUCUUUAAUCAAUAAAUAUGCUCCAAGUUAGGAGACAUCUAAAUGAUUGUUUUCUUUUUUUGUGUGUU
Molecule: messenger RNA, 1624 nt
Organism: Anopheles moucheti
Lineage: Eukaryota; Metazoa; Arthropoda; Insecta; Diptera; Culicidae
Gene: Mlc-c
Product: myosin-2 essential light chain
Exons: 3
Coding region: 322-783 (153 amino acids)
Cellular component (GO): myosin II complex
Molecular function (GO): myosin heavy chain binding; calcium ion binding
Source: RefSeq, a predicted model, not a curated record